Molecule: messenger RNA, 2193 nt
Organism: Penicillium soppii
Lineage: Eukaryota; Fungi; Ascomycota; Eurotiomycetes; Eurotiales; Aspergillaceae
Gene: optF
Exons: 5
Biological process (GO): transmembrane transport
Molecular function (GO): oligopeptide transmembrane transporter activity
Source: RefSeq, a predicted model, not a curated record
UUCCCGGAUCUACCCAGCGAAGAAGGAAUUCUUCGUGAUCGGGAUGCCGAAAAUAUCUUGCCCUAUGAAGCCGAUGACUCGCCCUUCCCAGAAGUGCGGGCUGUUAUUCAGCCAGUCAAUGAUUUAACCCUACCUGUGAAUACGGUCCGCAUGUGGACUAUUGGUAUCAUCUUUACCAUCGUCGGGAGUGGGUUAAACCAAUUCUUCAGUCUACGACAACCCAGUGUGACAAUCAGUGCACUGGUCGCUCAGUUGCUGGCUUUCCCUAUUGGAUGCGCCUGGGCGAAAUGGAUUCCUCUCGGUCCGAUGAAUCCCAAUCGGCAUUUUAAUAUCAAGGAGCAUGCUUUGAUCACCAUCAUGGCAAAUGUCUCUAUUGGCUCUGCAGCAGCUACUCAAAUCAUCGAAGCGCUAGUCAAGUUCUAUAAUAUGCCUUCUCAGGGUGGAUUUGAAGUGCUAUUAUGUAUUACCACCCAAAUGUUCGGCUUUGGCUUGGCUGGUAUGGCAUCACGCUGGCUGGUCGGUCCAGCAUCAAUGCUUUGGCCUCAAGUGUUGUCAAACGCAGCACUUUUGACUACUCUCCACUCUCGUUCUAAUGCCAUAGCCGAUGGUUGGCAGAUUACGCGUCUUCGCUUCUUCCUUUAUGUAUUCCUUGGUGGCGCUAUCUGGUACUUUGCCCCGGGAUAUCUCUUCACGGGUCUGAGCACUUUCACAUUCAUCUGCUGGAUUGUGCCAUCCAAUGUGGUCGUAAACCAACUCUUUGGACAGACUACAGGAUUGGGAAUGUCAGUAUUGACCUUUGACUGGGCACAGGUGGUCUACGCUAACCAAAGUCCCCUACUGGUGCCUUUCUGGGCUGGUCUAAAUGUGAUGGGAUCCUUUGCACUGUUCUUUUGGCUUGUUUGCCCCAUCGUUUACUAUACCAAUACUUGGUACUCUGCUCACCUUCCACUUCUCAAUUCCAAUACAUUUGACAACACUGGAAGAACUUACAACACCAGUCGCAUCAUGGAUUCGGACGGUGAGAUCAACCAGGCUGCUUAUCGAUCCUACUCGCCUAUGUUUCUACCGGCUGGUUAUGCAAUCACAUUUGGCGUCGCUUUCGCCAAUCUGACAGGCAUCUUUUUCCACAUCGGGCUGUACCAUGGCAAGGACUUGUGGCAACAGUGGAAGGGCACAAGCAAGGAAGAUAUUCAUGGUCGAUUGAUGUCUUCAUAUCAAGCUGUGCCCUGGUGGUGGUUCGUUGCAGUGACUGUUCUGAUGUUUGUGUUGAGUAUAGUGACCAAUGAAGUGUGGCAUACGGGCCUCCCAGCAUGGGGCGUGCUUGUGGCUUUCGUGUUGCCUGUCGUCUACUUUAUUCCCGUGGGCAUCAUCAAAGCUCUCACAAAUAUCAGCAGCAAUCAACUCAAUCUGCUGACGGAGUUUAUUGGGGGAUAUGCCUUCCUAGGGCGGCCAGUUGCCAACAUGGCUUUCAAGUUCUAUGGAUAUGUCGCUGUCCAGCAAGGACUAGAAUUUGUCGCCGACAUGAAAUUGGCCCAUUAUAUGCACAUUGCGCCACGACUACUGUUUGUCGCGCAGGGCCUUGCGACGCUGCUUGGUGCCAUUGUUCAGUGUGGCGUCACAGUUUUUAUGAUCACCAGGAUUGACGAUGUCUGCACUUCUGAUGCAAAUGGCAACUUUACUUGCCCCCAUGGAAAAGUCACAUACUCAUCUUCUCUCAUUUGGGGCGCCAUCGGCCCAGGUCGACUGUUUUCUUCCGGACAGAUUUAUAGUAACCUGCUGUGGUUUUUCCUUGUGGGUCCUGUGGUUGUCAUGAUCACUUACUUUCUAGGUCGUCAAUGGGAAAGCAUCAAUUAUCUUUCUUGGCCUGUCGCUUUUGGUGCGAUGAGCCUCGUCCCUCCAGCUACCGGCAUCAGUUUCUCUUCUUGGUGGAUCGUUAACUUGAUAUUUAACGGCUUAAUCCGUCGCCGAAAACCCGCGUGGUGGUCAAAGUACAACUACGUGUUAUCCGCCGCAUUGGACUGUGGCGUUGCGGUAUCAACAGUGAUCAUAUUCUUCUGUAUAACACUUCCUGCCGGGUCAUUGAGCUGGUGGGGUAAUACCGUGUCUUCUACCACAGCAGAUGGCAAAGGUACACCUUACAAGGACCUACCAGAACGGGGGUAUUUCGGGCCGGCGAAGGGUACAUGGGAGUGA